Molecule: messenger RNA, 687 nt
Organism: Macadamia integrifolia
Lineage: Eukaryota; Viridiplantae; Streptophyta; Magnoliopsida; Proteales; Proteaceae
Exons: 4
Coding region: 101-517 (138 amino acids)
Source: RefSeq, a predicted model, not a curated record
CUGUGGAUGAUGAUCUUUACCACUCUUUUGAUGACCGUGAGCAGUUUAUGCUUUCUUCUCGCUUUAUAUUGAAUUUCCACCUGUUGUUUACACAGGAAAAAUGGCUAUGAUCAGAAACAAUGCGGCUGCUAAAGAGUUGAUGAUCUCAUACACUGUUCAGGAGGAUUAUGAAAAGCUUCUGAGUAUUGUAAGAGAGACCAAAGUGAUAUUUAUGGAUGUAGAACGGCGGAGUUUGCGGAGAUGGAAUCCUAGAGUGCAUGUUUGUUUGAAAAAGAUUAACGAAUUAUAUUACGAAGCAGUUGACGUGUUAGACAAGUUGUCAUAUGAAUCCACCACGAGAAUUAUUCAAAUGAAGGAGGAGAAGGCGGAGAUGGAAAAGUACUACUAUUACUAUUGCAUGAUCAACAGAAAGCAGAGAGGUACUGUUAUCGGGGAAGCUAGGGAGUUGAUGAAUCUGUGGAUCAUCCAAAGAAGCGAGGAGAUGAAGAAACUAGUACAGAGCAACUUCAUGUUUUGAAAACGGCUAGCAUUCCUUCAGACAGCACUAGUACGAGUGGGACAGAUCCAGUCUGGACAGAAGAAGAGAGUAGUCCACAAUAAGCACCAUCAGGGCAUUCGUCAUAUCACACCCUGAUUCAUUACUUGAAUGGGAACUAUCGUAAGGAAUAGUUUUGUGCUUUCUUGUAA